Messenger RNA from Elgaria multicarinata webbii, 2419 nucleotides. RefSeq names its product angiopoietin 1 (gene ANGPT1). Gene Ontology annotation, biological process: Tie signaling pathway; angiogenesis. The transcript has 9 exons. The record is from RefSeq and is a predicted model, not a curated record. NCBI's taxonomy places the organism in Eukaryota, Metazoa, Chordata, Lepidosauria, Squamata, Anguidae. Gene Ontology annotation, molecular function: receptor tyrosine kinase binding. The coding region runs from base 36 to 1535 and encodes 499 amino acids.
GUUUCUCAAGAGUAGGAACGAAGAGGGCUAGUAACAUGACAGUUUUCCUUGGGCUUGCUUUCCUUGCUGCUCUUCUAACUCCCCUGGGCUGCAGUAAUCAGCGGCGAGGUCCAGAGUCCAACGCAAGAAGGUAUAACCGGAUUCAGCACGGACAGUGCACCUACACAUUCAUCCUUCCAGAACAGGACGGGAACUGUCGCGAAAGCACCACUGACCAAUACAACACCAACUCUCUCCAAAGGGAUGCUCCCCACAUGGAACAGGAUUUUUCUCCCCAGAAACUGCAACGCCUGGAGCAUGUCAUGGAAAAUUACACUCAGUGGCUACAGAAGCUUGAGAACUACAUUGUGGAAAACAUGAAGUCAGAGAUGGCCCAGCUACAGCAGAAUGCUGUCCAGAACCAUACAGCUACUAUGCUGGAGAUAGGAACCAGUCUUCUCAGCCAGACUGCAGAACAGACAAGGAAGCUCACCAAUGUUGAAACGCAGGUACUAAAUCAGACAUCCCGACUAGAAAUUCAGCUACUGGAAAAUUCAUUGUCUACGUACAAGCUGGAGAAACAACUGCUCCAACAGACGCAUGAGAUCUUGAAAAUCCAUGAGAAAAACAGUUUAUUGGAAUACAAGAUCCUUGAAAUGGAAGAAAGACAUAAAGGGGAGCUGGAUACUCUGAAAGAGGAAAAAGAGAACCUGCAAGGCCUGGUUUCCCGUCAAAGCUACAUCAUCCAAGAACUGGAGAGGCAGCUGAGUAAAGCAACCACCAAUAAUAGUAUUCUGCAGAAACAGCAGCUGGAGCUAAUGGACACAGUUCACAGCUUAGUCAGCAUUUGUUCAAAAGAAGGAGUUUUACUAAAGAAUGCAAAAAGAGAAGAUGACAAGGCAUUCAGAGACUGUGCAGAUGCCUACCAAGCUGGCUUUAACAAAAGCGGGGUCUACACUAUUUAUGUUAAUAACAUAUCAGAACCUAAAAAGGUCUUUUGCAAUAUGGAGACCACAGGAGGAGGUUGGACAGUUAUACAACACCGAGAAGAUGGGAGCCUAGAUUUCCACAAAAAUUGGAAAGAGUACAAAAUGGGCUUCGGUAGUCCCUCUGGUGAAUAUUGGCUGGGGAAUGAGUUUAUCUUUGCAAUAACCACCAGCCAAAGACACUAUUCUUUAAGAAUUGAACUAAUGGAUUGGGAAGGAAGCCGGGCUUACUCACAAUAUGAUAGAUUUUACAUAGGAAAUGAAAAGCAGAAUUACAGGCUCUAUCUAAAGGGUCAUUCAGGAACAGCAGGAAAGCAGAGCAGCCUGAUACUGCACGGGGCUGAUUUUAGUACCAAAGAUGCAGACAAUGACAACUGUAUGUGCAAAUGUGCUCUUAUGCUAACAGGAGGCUGGUGGUUCGAUGCCUGCGGGCCUUCCAAUCUCAAUGGAAUGUUCUACUCAGCUGGACAGCACCAUGGAAAAAUAAAUGGAAUCAAGUGGCACUACUUCAAAGGCCCCAGUUAUUCGUUACGUUCCACAACCAUGAUGAUCCGGCCCUUAGACUUCUAAACACGGCAGGCAGAUUCAAGAACCGUGUGCAGUAUAGCUACCACAUUCUGAAGAACCUCUUAUGUAACCUUCAGAAGCAGAAGGUGGGGACUUCCUGAAUGCAUCAAAUGGCCACAGUCCAGCAGUACUCAGAUCCCAUGUCACAGGCUGCAGUAAAUGGGCACAAGUCACCACCAAAAAACACCGGGAUGCAGAUGAAGUUUUGGGUCCUUGGACUAGAGAAGAUGGCUUAUAUGACUAUUCAGUGGACAACGUUACAGUUCGAUUGCCACAAAUGAACCUGAUACCUUUUAACAGAAACAUUUUUCUUUCUUUCUUUUGCUUCGAACAACAGAAACUGACAAUAACCAGACUACAUGCAAACAGGAUGAAAUUUUGUAAAGCAGAAAUAAUCCUAACCAGUGGAGGAAGGGUGGUUGCCAAUAACAAAAAUGGCAUUGAAUCUAUGCAAAAGCACCACUGAUAUUUAUUUGAAUUGGUACUUGUGCCUUAAAAAAAAAGAAAAGCAAGGAUAGCCACGCAAAUAUAAUUUAGAUGGAUAACUUCUUUUUAACGUAGGAUCAAUAUAGGAGUGAUUGCUCAUUAAGCCCAUUUCAAAUGUGAAACAUGCCCCCAGCAAAGAGACUGUGAGUCAUGACAGACAAGAGAAUGAUAAGAGCUAUAUGCAGAGAGUUGUCAAUUGCCCUGCAUGGCUACAGUGAAUGUAGUUAAUCCAGAUAAUUGGCAUAAUCCUUCAACUAGGAUUUAUAGCAUGAUAACAAAAGAGACCAGGGAUAUUUUUUUUUAACUGCAACAGCUUUGGCCUCUAUCAGACCCAGUCUGGAUGUCAUGUUAAAAAAAAAAAUAGAGAAGUUUUGGGGUUGUUUUUUUUUAAAAAAAAGGUG